AAUUGGCAUGGCAACUAUAGCUGUUGAAUGGGCUGUGCUUUGUUUGGGUUGGAGUGGAAACCUACAGGGCAAUAGAACAGGGUUGGGCAGCCCUGAUGUAAUAUGUUGGUCGUCAUCUCAAUAAUAAUUGAUCAUUUAUCUAAUUUCUAGUGUCACAUUCCAUACAAAUCAAGUACAGAGCCCCACCCCCAUACGAUGAGGUCACCUGCCCUUUCCACCAGUGCAUGGAAUGGAAAACAUAACCUGUAGUUAGUUUAUAGAUUAAACAGCCUUAAAUAUUGUGAUUGUAACUUCAGAAAUGCAUGUGGAAGUAAGAGAUGCACAUCCGUUGCAGCGUAUUCUCAAAUUCGCAAAGACACCUCCACGCUCUGAAGAGUGGGGUUUCAGAAUGUUUGCUCAGUCAGUGUUCUAGAACUCCACUGCUGUCAGUCAGCAUUAGUGAUUGUGACAUCAGCAUUAGAAUGUUCAGUAAAGAACACUCUAAUCGCACGUUUGCGAUCUCGCACCUGAAAGGGUGAAUUAAAGAGCAGCAGGGCGAUUGCUGAUCGAUCCCCCGUUGCUGUUUUUUUUUAGUACUGGCAGUGUAUAGAAGGCUGUGCUUCUCUGCGAUGACUCACACUCCCAGGGCAGAACAGGCGAUCCUCGAAAUGUCACACAGAGGCACACACAUACACAGCGCGGCUAUGCACACAUACACACACACACAUACAUGCACUCUACCUACACACACAAACACUGUAAGCCCACCUCAAAGCAUGGUGAGAUGACAUAAUAGCAUGUGACAAAAUCCAGUGGUCAUCAAAGGGUACAGGAUAGAAACUGUCUUUAUUUCAGGAUCAACAUCAAUGAUUAACCAUACAUGUGUGUCACCUUGUGUAUUAUGUGGUGGUGUUUUUAUGUUUCCCUGACACUGGCUCUUUAAAUGGCAUGAGAGCUACAGUGCAUCCCCAUGACCUCAUCCCUUCGAGCGGUCGUUGACAGACCGAGAUGAAGCGUUUGAAUUUGAGGCACGGAAUCUGGCUCACGCGGGCCAGGCCGAACGGACAGGAGCGAACAGGCGGAGGAGUACACGGCGGACUUCCCCUUUAAGAAUAUCCCCCCCAUGGGCUCCCCUGGCAUUUCAGACGGGAGAGGUUCGAGUCACGGUAUUUAUACACGGUUUUUCCUUAACGGCUAGACUCGAGCGCAGCGCUGCGUAAACAGCUGUGUGCUGAAAGUCCUGUGGACCGGUUUCUGCUGCAGCCGAUAAGAGGGCGCUGCGACACGGCGCCGUGUAAACACGCACUAUUGUGUGUAUAAAUACACGCCGUGCUGUGUACAGCUGUAGCCCAGGCACAACAAGGGCGAACGUCUCGACCCCCAUCCCAGCGCCGAACGCAGCGUGGCGUGCGGAGAGGUAGCAGAACGGCGAUCCUGAACUCACCCCAGGUGCGUCAACAGGGCCGGCCGGCAGCCUGCGGGCUGUGGUACGUGACUGGGACCCGGAAGGUCGGUGGUUCAAGCCCCGGUGUAGCAACAGCUGUUGGGCCCUUGAGCAAGGCCCUUAACCCCACAUUGCUCCAGGGGGUGAUUGUCCCUUUCUUAUCAACUAAUAAACUACUAAUUUGCUUUGGAUAAAAGUGUCAGCUACAUUAUGAAUUAAUUAUACAGUGAAACUUGAUCCCUGGCCCAUAGGCAUUGCAUAUUCAUAAUUCUUGCAAAUAACCCUGGCUGAGUUGGACAACCGAGUUAAUAAGCUGUAUUUGUUGAAUUGACUCAUUUUCCUUUACGCAUUGUGAAAUAUUUGAAUAUGGGGAUGGAUGUACCGUCUUCAGCAGUGUAUUAUUUCACCAUAUUAUGGUAAGUAGGUAAGUAGUUGGCAUUUAUAUAGCACCUUUAUCCAAAGCGCUGGUUGGCUGCCAUGCAAGGCGCCAACCAGCUCAUCAGGAGCAUUUGGGGGUUAGGUGUCUUGCUCAGGGACACUUCGACACAGCCCAGGCAGGGGAUCGAACCAGCAACCUCCUCCCCUCCAACUGCGCCAUGUCACCAGGCAAUGGCAAAUGAAGAAAGCCACUGUGAUAAUUAAGGAAAUGAAUACAUUUGUAUUUCAUUUCAUUCAAGUUGUGAACUCCUAGCUGGUUAUGAGUGUGCUGUCCCUCUGCGGAGAUGUGCUUUCCUCUUCAAGGUCCCAUAUUGCACACCUUUCCAGUGUUUUAUUUUAGGUCCUGAUAUCCACAAGAAGAGGUUUUUGUGUUUUUUGUUUUAACCCAGCACUAGGACACCUUGCAGAUAAUAACUUGAUCGAGGCUGUCUGGGAUUAUCUACAGAGCCAGAAGCAAGCAAGACAGCCGGUCUGCUGAAGAACUGUGGCAAGGGUUGCGCUUCGUUCUUUGCGCCUGCCGUGGAUGGGAAGAUGGAAUCGGAGGGGCAGUGGUGGAAGGGCCAGCUGGCCGCAGACAUACACCAGUCUCUCCGCAUCAAGGAGCUGAAGUUGCCGGCGUUCCGGGCCCACUCCCCGCAGAUCGGGAUGCGGCGGUACUUCGCGGACCUGCUGGCCAUCCUCAGUAACCGCUACCAGCUGUGCCCCGCCGCCCGCCACCUGGCCGUGUACCUGCUGGACCUGUUCAUGGACCACUACGACGUGGCCGUCAAGCAGCUCUACGUCAUCGCCCUGUCCUGCCUGCUCCUGGCCAGUAAGUUUGAGGAGAAGGAGGACCGUGUCCCGAAGCUGGAGCAGCUGAACGCCCUGGGCUUCAUGUGCAGCCUGAACCUGGCCCUGAACAAGCGGGACCUCAUCCGCAUGGAGCUGCUCCUCCUGGAGACCUUCGGCUGGAACCUGUGCAUGCCCACGCCCGCGCACUUCAUCGACUACUACCUCCACACCUCCGUGCGCGAGAGCGACCUGCACCACGGCUGGCCGCUGGCCUCGCUCUCCAAGACCAAGGCCUUCAUGGACAAGUACACGCACUACUUCCUGGAGGUGUCUCUGCAAGACCACGCCUUCCUGAGUUUCCGGCCCUCCCAGGUGGCGGCCGCCUGCAUUGCCUCGUCCCGGAUCUGCCUGCAGAUCUCUCCCAGCUGGACCUCCCCCCUGCACCUCCUCACCGGCUACAGCUGGGACCACCUCACGCCCUGCAUUGAGCUCAUGCUGCUUGCUCACGACAAUGACGUAAAGGAGGCCAACAAACCCAAGCCCAGCCCCGCUCUGGGCCAGGUCUCCCUGCGGGGGCAUCCCACCCCCCCGUCCUGCACCCCCUCCCCCGCCCACAGACCGGCCCCCGCCUCCGCCCAGCCGCUGCUGUUCCCGCCCGGGGCCUUCCCACACCUCCCCCAGCACGCUGCGCCCCUGGCCCAGCUGCACGCGCUAGGCGAGUCCCCGGCUUUGGGGCCUGUGGUGGCCCAGGACUACCUCCAGGCCCACAGGGUGGGGCUGCUCUCGGGCGGGGCAGGGGGUGCCAGCUUCCACCCGUACGUGGGGCUGGGGUCCGGGCUGGGGUCCGGGGGUGGUCUGCCCCCCCUCCAGGCUCCGCUCUCCAUGCAGGUUGCCCUGGCCUCCGAGCCCCGACACUGCCUGGGCGUGGCGUACGGGGGCUACCUGGGGACCCACCACGCCUUCGCGGCCGGCUGCUUCGACAGGUGACGCCAGGACCGGGGGGGGCACCCCACGCCGCCCCCCUCCCCGGGGCCCCGCCCCGCCCUCCCGCGCGCAGAGACACAGGAAGCGCAAACGCGAGGCCGCCGUCGACCCCGCUGAGGUCAUCGUGCUGACGUGACUCGCGGUGACAUCUUCGGCCCUGCUUUUUCAACCUCCGACCAGAGAGGCGCUGUUUUUGAGGAGGUCGUUUGCGCUGUUUUCAGCCGCUGUGCGUUAGCACGUUAGCCAGGCUAAAGACACAACGCCUGCCUGCCUGCUCGCUCUCGAGCUGCUCGUUUUAGAACUCGAGACUGAAAUGAGAACGGAAGAAAUGAAAUGUGGACAAACGGGAGUGAGGUCAUUUCAACCCGCCGGGAGAAUGUCUGGGGUUAAAGGUCCGGUAAUCGGGGAAGCCGUCCCCUCUCCCUCAGUUCUCUGAUCUUUGGAGUUGCAGAAUAAUGUUUCCCACAAUGCAACAGGAGUCAGGUUAGAAUGGGGGGGGGG
This is a messenger RNA of Conger conger (European conger), 4117 nucleotides long. Its product is annotated as cyclin-J-like. The coding region runs from base 2393 to 3619 and encodes 408 amino acids. Gene Ontology annotation, molecular function: cyclin-dependent protein serine/threonine kinase regulator activity. Gene Ontology annotation, cellular component: cytoplasm; nucleus; cyclin-dependent protein kinase holoenzyme complex. Gene Ontology annotation, biological process: mitotic cell cycle phase transition; regulation of cyclin-dependent protein serine/threonine kinase activity. The record is from RefSeq and is a predicted model, not a curated record. The transcript is spliced from 7 exons. Lineage: Eukaryota; Metazoa; Chordata; Actinopteri; Anguilliformes; Congridae.